AUAUUUACACUCAUGAAAAUGAACGAGCAACGAUUGGUGAUCUUGCACUUGCUGAAAGUAAAACAACAAUUUAAAAAUUGAUAUAAAUUAUAAAUAUUAAAUCAAGUGUUUGUUAAAAUUUAAAUUGAUUUUUUUUUACAUACAAAAUUAAAAAAAGUUACUUAUAGUUGGUUUAGUUUUUUGACAGUGGUUAAAAAUGAAGACCAAUUACAUUUCAUCAGACAAAAUAGUUGAGAAAGAAGUACUGACCCACGGAAGCAUAACAAAUAAACCCGAAGAAAAAUCAAUUUGCCAUUUAAAAAUCUCAGAUAUAAAAAUCCCAGAACACUUAAAUGUGGAACUGAACUCUAGCCUCCUAGAACCUGGAGAAAAAAUUCUGGUGAUUGGUAAAGCAGAUUCCGAGGUUGAUCGGCAAAUAGAACGCGCCGUAAGAUGGAUGGGCGAAGGCGAAACCUCUCUGGUAAGAAUAAACCUACCCUGCCCCCUAGCAGUGGAACUGAAAAUUACUUUAGUCAACCAUGAGAAAUUCAAGCCGAUCUGGGACUGGACGCCGGAAGAAAAGUUUAUCGUCGCAGCGCAGUAUAAGGAACGCGGCUUGAAGCUGAUGCAGGAAAAUAGAGUUAAGGACGCGUUUGUUUGCUUCAGUAAAGCCGUCAGCUUGAUCAUCACCUUGGAACCGAUUUCGGACCUACAGCUCCCCCUGGAGUUGGAACGGAAAAUUGAUAGACUGAGGACCAGUUUGUACAACAACAUGGCGAUGUGUCAGUUGAAGCAUGAGAACUUUGAACAUGCUAUUUCACUUUGUUCUAAAGUUCUGGCAAGAGAUAAGAACAACGUCAGGGCGAUGUAUCGACGAGGAUGUGCUUUUGCGGGGGUUAAAAAUAUUGAAAGUGCGUUGUUUGACUUUCAGAGGGCAGCACAUAUUGAGCCUAGCAAUGGGUUAGUUUGGAAGAAAAUGGUGACUUAUAGCAAACUUUGGGAGGAAGCUACCAAAAAAAGUGAUAAUUUGUUGAAGAAAAUGUUUAAAAUUUGAAAAUUUUGGUUGUUGAAUUAGAUUUCAUUUUUUGUAAUUUUUUUUUUAUUUAAUUUUGUUUUUUUUUUCAACGAAGAAAUUCAAGGGAUUCUGUUAGAACAAACUGUUAACCUAUAAUUCACUCUAUGAUUCACUAGUAACAAUUAUAUCUUCUUUAAAACAAAAUUUAUCAAUGUAAUUCUUUUUCUAAUCGAUUUUUGGGCCUAAAAUACAGGUUUAUAGAGAAAAAUUACGUUUAUACUACAUAUAGUUUUAUUAUAAUUGCCAAAAUAAGUCUAAAUACGGCAGCAAUAACUGGCAGCAUCUUCAACAGUGUUGAAGACAGUUUGGCGGCAAAUUUAAAAAUGUAAUUUAAAUUUUAUAAAAAAUAAAAUAAAAAUGAUUUUCUUUAAAUUAAUUAAUUAAAAAAAAAAUGUAAAAUUUACUGGCGGAUUAAAUAAAAAAAAUACUAAUAGAUACUAAGUAACCAUGAAAACAUAAAAAAAAUUAGGUUAAUAAAUUUUAAUGAACCAAUUGUCAACCUCUAUGAUUCACUAAUAACUACUAUAUCUUCUUUAUAAUAAAAUUUAUCAAUGUAAUUUUUUUUCUAAUCGAUUUUUGGGCCUAAAAUACAGAUUUAUAAAAAAAAUUACGUUUAUACUGUUGAUAGUUUUAUUACAAUCGCCAAAAUAAGUCUAAAUACGACAGUAAUUACUGGCGGCCAUCUUGAACAGUGUUGAAGGCAGUUCAGUUUGGCGGUAAAUUUAAAAAUGUAAUUUUAAUUUACAAAAAAUAAAAUAAAAAUGAUUUUCUUUUAAUGAAUUAAUU
Molecule: messenger RNA, 1840 nt
Organism: Cotesia glomerata
Lineage: Eukaryota; Metazoa; Arthropoda; Insecta; Hymenoptera; Braconidae
Product: peptidyl-prolyl cis-trans isomerase FKBP4-like
Exons: 2
Coding region: 197-1033 (278 amino acids)
Molecular function (GO): protein binding
Source: RefSeq, a predicted model, not a curated record